Molecule: messenger RNA, 2458 nt
Organism: Ochotona princeps (American pika)
Lineage: Eukaryota; Metazoa; Chordata; Mammalia; Lagomorpha; Ochotonidae
Gene: KLF3
Product: KLF transcription factor 3
Exons: 6
Coding region: 308-1453 (381 amino acids)
Biological process (GO): regulation of transcription by RNA polymerase II
Molecular function (GO): DNA-binding transcription factor activity, RNA polymerase II-specific; RNA polymerase II cis-regulatory region sequence-specific DNA binding
Source: RefSeq, a predicted model, not a curated record
UUGUUACCUUUGCACCUGUCCUUAUUUACAUGCAAAAUCAAUUGCUUCACUCGGUCUUUCCGAAGUACAGGGUGUGGGCAGAAUCUUAUCUGAAGCCAUGUCCUGUUUGGACAAGUUGGACUUGCCUUGGCCGCACUCCAUGGGGUGGAGCAGAUGGGUGGAGGCCGGAAAGUAAAACGGGGUGGCUUGUUCGCAGGGAGGGCGGAGUGUUUGCUCGCCUGCUCGGUCCAUUUCAUCCCAGGCAGAGUAACUCCUUGCCUGCUCUGCCCCUCACAAAAAACACUGCCCAUGCCAAACUAGCAACUCUAUGAGGGGCAAAGACUUGGCGAUAGUCAGUGGACUUUUUUCCUUUUCCAGUCGGCCACCAAGGAUUGAGACCAAGCACCAGAGCACCCUAGAAGGUCUCACAAAAAGAAUGCUCAUGUUUGACCCGGUCCCUGUCAAGCAAGAGGCCAUGGACCCUGUCUCGGUGUCCUACCCGUCUAAUUACAUGGAGUCGAUGAAGCCCAACAAGUAUGGGGUCAUUUACUCUACACCAUUGCCUGAUAAGUUCUUUCAGCCCCCAGAAGGCCUGUCGCAUGGGAUCCAGAUGGAGCCGGUGGACCUCACGGUGAACAAGCGGAGCUCACCGCCUGCACCUGGGAACUCUCCGUCCUCCCUCAAGUUCCCGUCCUCGCACCGCAGAGCCUCACCCGGACUGAGCAUGCCCUCCUCCAGCCCUCCCAUGAAAAAAUACUCACCGCCCUCCCCCGGCGUGCAGCCCUUCGGCGUGCCGCUGUCCAUGCCGCCAGUGAUGGCGGCUGCCCUCUCCCGGCACGGGAUCCGGAGCCCAGGAAUCCUGCCCGUCAUCCAGCCUGUCGUGGUGCAGCCCGUCCCCUUCAUGUACACGAGUCACCUCCAGCAGCCGCUCAUGGUCUCCUUGUCGGAGGAGAUGGAAAACUCCAACAGUAGCAUGCAAGUACCUGUAAUUGAAUCAUAUGAGAAGCCCAUAUUACAGAAAAAAAUAAAAAUAGAACCCGGGAUCGAACCACAGAGGACAGAUUAUUAUCCUGAAGAAAUGUCACCCCCUUUAAUGAACUCAGUGUCCCCCCCGCAAGCCUUGUUGCAAGAGAAUCACCCUUCGGUCAUAGUGCAGCCUGGCAAGAGACCUUUACCUGUGGAAUCUCCAGACACACAGAGGAAGCGGAGGAUACACAGAUGUGAUUAUGACGGGUGCAACAAAGUGUACACAAAGAGCUCCCACUUGAAAGCCCACAGAAGGACACACACAGGAGAAAAGCCCUACAAAUGUACAUGGGAAGGGUGCACGUGGAAGUUUGCUCGGUCUGAUGAACUGACGAGACAUUUCCGCAAACACACUGGCAUCAAACCAUUCCAGUGUCCAGACUGUGACCGCAGCUUCUCCCGUUCUGACCACCUGGCCCUCCACAGGAAGCGCCACAUGCUGGUCUGAAGGCCUCUGCCUCCCACCACAGCCCCACGCCCACUCUCCUGGUUCUCUUCUGUCCUCCCUCCCAUCGUCUAACUCAUUUUUUACGUGUACAUUUUAAUUUGGAUUCAGCUGGCCUGAAUCUUUGAAUUUGUAUCAUUCAAAACUUCCGUACGGUCAGUCGUAGAUCCUCUCUAAUGCUCCCUUCUCCUUACCACGGGUCAGACCUAAAGAAUGUGAACACUUUUUUUUUUCCUGGGGAUGCUAAGCAAACCCUUCUUACAGACACGUUUAAUGUCAUGAGAACAAGGGAACAUGUAAACUAGCACAUGCAGUUGUCAGUCUGUCCAUGUAUGCCUCAAAAGAAUAUCAAAGUAAAUGUGUUAGAAACACAGUAUGCAGCCUGAUAAUCCUUGCCGGAGACAUCGCAGUCCUGCGCCCCUGUGUUCACACUGGAGGCCCCGGCCACGCCAAGAGGGGCGAGCCCCUGCACCAAGCAGCUACAGUGCAGCACGGUGUCAGAGCCAGUGGCAGUCAGCACUUCUGCGUCCUUCCCACAAAUCCUACUGGUCGGCCUGGACUGACUGCUGCAUCCAAUCGAGUUCUUGGCCUGACUGUGCCUACAGCUCACAUGGAGUGCUCUGCUACCGUGGGGAGAUGGGCCAGAGCUGCUGACUUAGGUGGCUGACACAGUAGCAGAUCAGGGGAUGGAUGCUGUGCUUCUAUAGUGUGGAGUGGCAGAGGGUGGGGCACGAAGGAGGCAGGCGACAGUUCCUCCCCAGCAUCGGGGUUAUCAACCAGGUUUCCGCUCUUGCUGUGUGCGCUGCAGUCUGCGGCUUAGGUCCUUGCAGCGUCAGGUCUGCAGAGGUGAGCAGCAAAGCCAGGCUCCAGAGGUGUUGUCCGUGAAGCUGUCUCUGUUCCUGCCGUGGCCUCAUGAAUCAGGCAGCAUGGGUAACGAGGCCUCUGCAGAGGUACUUGUUCAGUAAUAGUGAAAAAACUUGGGGCUAAGCACACGGGUGGUCUUUUCUC